CCUUCUCCUCCUUCUCUCCCCUGUACCAACAAUAAAGCGCUUUUCUACACGGACUUGAGCACUUGAGCGCAUUCCUCGAGGUGGAAGUUGAUGUGUCGACCAGGGGAGAAGCCAUCGCCCUUCAUUUACGACGACUUUUCAUUCGAUAAGCGCGCAUUCAGAAACCCGCCACCGCCUGGACUUAAAUCUGCUUACACUGGAUACAGACGAAACUUGUCUCGCAACUUUACCACUUGGGAGUUUUGGGGAAAAAAAGAAAAAGGACAACCCGCAAAGUGGAGAAAGUAUAAAGAAGAAAAGUGUCCUCAGUGGGUGUGUGCAGAGUAAGAGUCUUCACCAUGAGGGUCCUCCUCAGUCAGGUGAUGCUCCUGCUCUUUGUCGCCAUACUCCCGGAUCAAGCUUUCUGCAGCAAAUGCCCUGCUGACUGCACAUGCCCGCAACCAGAAAUGAUCCUGUGUUACCAGAGACAGUCUUCGUCCAUUCCCCAGGAAGUGCCCCCAAGCACGAAAAGCAUUUACUUAUUCAAAAAUGGCAUUGAGGGAUUGUCUGCCGAGGAUUUUGACGGUUUGGAGAACUUGGAAAUGUUGGAUCUCAGUCAAAACAAACUAAGCGAACUUCCUGACAGAGUGUUUGAACCUCUGACGUCGCUGAGAAACUUGGACUUGUCCUCCAAUCAAAUCAGCCGUAUUACUGAGCAAAGCUUUCGAGGCAUGGUGUUACUAGAACGACUUUAUUUGUCGAGUAACAACAUCAAGACAAUCCACAAAGCAGCAUUUAAUGAUCUGGCGCAUCUACUGGAGCUCAAGUUGCAAGACAACCAGUUGACCUCUGUUCCUGCUCUAUCGAUGCCACAAUUGCUGUUGCUUGACCUCAGCUCAAAUGACUUGCCCUACCUAGGACCUGAAGACCUGAAGACCCCUAAUCUGGAGUCACUGAAGUUGGGUGGACUGGGGUUGACGAGUCUGAACGAGGAGCUCUUUGGUAAUCUAAAGAACCUACAUGAACUAGACAUCUCAGGAAACCAUUUGAACUCCUUCCCCCAAGUGUUGAAAGAGACUCACGGCCUCAGUCAUCUCAGCUUGGCUGGGAACCCAAUGGGUCCGAUUACAAGUCAGGAUCUACAAAGCCUGGGAGAGCUCCAGGAGUUAGACAUAAGCAGUCUUAGUCUGCAGGGACUUCCGGAGGAGUUUUCUCAGCUUUUCCCUCACCUUAGGAAACUCACUGUGGCACAAAACCCCUUCAACUGCCUCUGCACCCUAGCUUGGUUCCCUCGCUGGCUGAAAGCUAAAGGCAUCAUCCUGCAGAAAACGGAGGAGACCCGUUGCCAUUUCCCUUUGACUGUUGCUGGAAAGGUACUGGAGCGAUUGGAAAAUAGGGAUUUUGGCUGCCCUGUCACUACGACAGUUAAACCGAAGCGGGUAAAGCCUACCACAGCUCUUCCCGUGCCUGUUACCACCCAAACUACCACCAAAAUCAUUCCGGUUGUCAAGGUAAAUGACAAACCCCUAAUUAACGACGACCACUUGCCCAUAAUCCCCCCAACCCCAAGCAGCAGCAGCAGAGACGAGACUGUUAAGGACAACAUUGCAGAGCAUUUUUGCCCUCCUCACACUUGUCUGAACGGUGGCACCUGUCAUUUGGACGAGCGUGGUCAGGUAGUGUGCGUCUGUCCACAUGGCACAACUGGCAUGUACUGUGAACAGAGUCACCCCCCACCUCCACGACCUGAAAUCGAAACAGUUGUCAUGAACACACCUGACAUAAGCUCCAGUCAGGUCACUUCCACCUCCAUUCUUUUGGAUCUCCACCGUUACGUUGAAAUGAGGCCUUACAUUCGAGGAAUUCGGCUAACCUACCGAAAUCUCUCUGGUCCAGACCGCAGGCCGAUACAGUUAAGCCUCCCGGCAUCUUACCCCGAGUAUCGACUGCGAGGACUGAAUCCUAAUUCCACUUACACAAUAUGUGCCAGUCCUCUUGGUGCACCCGCCGGUUCAGACAGUGUGUGCACUGAGGCUCGAACCACCGACGAAAAGAACGUAAGCAUUACAGGGACUCAAAUUGACGACAAGAAGUUGACCACCACUCUGAUUCCUGCAAUCGCCAUCUUACUGCUACUGGCGCUGAUAGCAGCAGCAGUGGGUUUGAUCUGUUAUCUGAGACGGCAGAAGGCCAAAGGCCACCUGGACCUGGACUGCGAGCCAUCUCAGCUCGAGUUGGACGGGGUAAAAGCGGGUUUUGAAAAUGGAGCGCUACCUCAAAAGCACAACCAACACAUGACCCCUGAACCAGCAGUGCAAAAUGUCAAUUUGGAAUACGAGGUGCUCCUGCUUCAAGAUCACUGUAUACCAAAUAAGACCAUCUCUUCACACAAGCCUUCCUAUUUUUGACACCAUUCAAAGGAGGACUUAAUCCACUUCUGCUCCAUCUACUGAUGGAAUAAACCAGGAGAAGACCAGCAGAUGUACCUGCCAACCAGUGCAGGUGGCGGGUCAGAAAUGUUUUGGUCAUGUGAUCUGAUCUGGCCCUUGUUUUGGCCAUGCUGUAAAGAGCAGACAAGCAACCGGACUACAGAUCUUACCAGCUGAAGAACUGGUGUCAAAGGGAACCAAAUUGUCCCCUCAGUUUUAUAGAAGACAGUGUGAACUGAAUGAUAAAACACUGCAUGAUCCCAAAGGGAUAAAUGCUUACUGUCACAGACUUUUCAGACAUUAAAUGAAGUUUGUAUAUACAACUGCUGAUGUUUAUAUUGAUUUUGAAACUUUUGUACAUUUUAUAUGCAUUUACUUUACAUGCCUUUCUAUAUAUUUUUAUUCCUUUUUACAUCGUGAGUUGAUAUUGACCAAACCUCUUGUGACUAACAGACAAUAGGAUGGAUUAAAAUCUUUGAAGAUUAAAACUCGUUUGGUACCAGCAACAUCAAUCAAAGGGCUUUUCCCCCCCGAAUGUCAGACUAAGUAGAUCCCAGUCUGGACAAACCAAAACUAAAUCCCUCUGCUAGAGCUUUAUCACAAAAAAAAGCAAGAGGAAAGGGUGAAGCAUAAUUUAAAUCAAGCAAAAGAAAGCCGUGACUGAACUUUAUUUUGGUUGGGACUAGUUUAGAACAUGCCUCAGAAUAAACAUGACUACACAGAAAAAUAUAACUUCAGACACAUUAUUUAUUUUUACUGUAAAGGAGAAACUCAAUUUCACCACAGCCUAGCCCACAAGACAGAAAACGGUGGUUGUGGGUUUUUUGAGUAUAAAUGGAAAUCAGAUCAAAAUGUUGUACAGAGUGUUAUGUAUCAGGCAUCUACGUCAUUUUAACAACACAAACAAAUUCUAAAAGAUUCCUGAAGUGGAGCAACGAUGAUUUUAAGGCGCUUUUCGAAAAACAGAACUGUGUAGUCUGAGUGUUGUCUCAUGUAAACACUCAAUUCACUCCAAAAAGCCUGUGAGCCGUGGGUUGCAAUGAGCCAAAAAAUAAACCUGGAUCAUAGGAAGGAAACAAACCAAAGACAUCUGUGAAGUUACCAACAGUAUUUCCAAUGCAUCACAUACUGUUUCACGCCAGCGAUAUGUACCAUGUGCCCACGUAAAAACGUAACUGGAUUACUUGUGUGUAAAGAUACAUUGAGAGACGUUUCAAUGUGGUUGUUAUUUUCCCUGUUUAUUUUGGGAAGUGCCUUGUUUUUUGUUACUUACAGCUGUCCUUUCGCUCUGUGAAGAUGUUUGUACAACUGAAAAAGUGAUAUGAUCAUUAAAUGAAUAUCCAAACUCA
Molecule: messenger RNA, 3757 nt
Organism: Synchiropus splendidus (mandarinfish)
Lineage: Eukaryota; Metazoa; Chordata; Actinopteri; Syngnathiformes; Callionymidae
Gene: vasnb
Product: vasorin b
Exons: 3
Coding region: 339-2387 (682 amino acids)
Molecular function (GO): protein binding
Source: RefSeq, a predicted model, not a curated record